This is a messenger RNA of Nipponia nippon (crested ibis), 1245 nucleotides long. Lineage: Eukaryota; Metazoa; Chordata; Aves; Pelecaniformes; Threskiornithidae. The record is from RefSeq and is a predicted model, not a curated record.
GGAUUUGGAUCAGGUGGGGGUGGUUUCGGGGGAAUGGGAUGUGGUUAUGGAGCUGGCCUUGGUGGAGGUAUGGGGUUUGGUGAAGAUGCCGGCUUGCUCUCCACAAAUGAAAAGCUGACCAUGCAGAACCUUAAUGAUCGCCUGGCUUCUUACUUGGAUAAAGUGCGACACUUGGAAGAUGAAAAUACUCAACUUGAACACAUGAUCAGGGAGUGGUAUAAAAAUCACGGUCCCACUCUUUCCAGGGACUACAGCCAAUAUUACAGAACAAUUGAAGAACUGCAAAACCAGAUCGUUGGUGCAAAUGUGGACCUUAACAAGAUCCUUCUUGACAUCGACAACACCAGAAUGACUGUGGAUGACUUCAGACUGAAGUAUGAAACUGAAUAUACCCUCCACCAGAGCGUGGCAAGUGAUAUUAAUGGAUUACGUCCACUUUUGGAUCAACUGACUCUAGCCAGAUCUGACUUGGAGACAGAGUUUGAAUCCCUAAAAGAGGAGUUGAUCUAUCUUAAGAAGAACCAUGAAGAGGAAAUGAAAGGACUGCAAACACAAUCCGGUGGUGAUGUCAGUGUGGAGGUCAAUGCUACUCCUGGCACUAAUUUGAUGGAAAAAUUAAAUGAAAUGCGUUGUGAAUAUGAACGGCUUAUUGAGAACAACCGGAAAGAGGUGGAAAACUGGUAUGAAACCAAGAUGGAAGAAGUUAAUCAACAAGUCCACUCCAGUGGCCAGGAGAUACAAUCAAGCAACCAACAGAUCUCUGAGCUGAGACGUGAAUAUCAAAGCCUGGAAAUUGAGCUGCAGUCGCAAAUCAGCAUGAUCGACUCUUUGCAAUCCAACUUGGAAGACACAGAACGUCGCUAUAACAUGCAACUGCAGCAGAUCCAGGCUAUGAUCGGCCCCUUGGAGGAGGAGCUGGCCAGCAUCCGCUGUGAGAUGGAGAGCCAGAAUGAAGAGUACAAGAUGCUCCUGGGCAUCAAGACCCGCCUGGAACAGGAGAUUGCUCAGUACCGGGCACUGCUCGAGGAAGGACAGCAAGACCUCGUAUUUGCAAAGCAGAUUCUGUACCGGAAUGAGGCUAAUUCAGCUAUCCUGACCAAUCGCCUCCCAGAAUCCCAGCAGGAGGCAUGGGAGGAGGCAUGGGAGGAGGCAUGGGAGGAGGCAUGGGAGGAGGCAUGGGAGGUGGUAGAACAGGAGGUGGUGGCUAUUCUUCUGGAGGAGGAAGAGGAGGAGGUGGUAGCAUGA